AUGGUUAAAGUUAGUCAGCUAAACCUGCAACAUAGCAAAGCAGCUUCAUACAAUUUAGCUGCUCAAUUAGGUAAGCAAGGCACUUUUGUUGCCUUAAUUCAAGAACCUCGGGUGUACAAGGGUAAAACCCUUGGUAGGCCCAUGAACUCACACUUCUCUUCGUCAGAGGGACCUAAUAAAAGACCUAGAAUUAGCAUUUACAUUUCUAAAAAUAUAAAGGCUAUGAAAUUAUCUCAAUUUACAUCAGAGGACUUAACUGCUAUUUUAACUAAGGACAUAAACAGUUCACUGAGAGGAAACAUUUGUUUUUGCUCGGUUUACAUGGCUUAUAACCUUAACAUUCUGCAAGAAUUUACAGAUCUUGUGAGUUUCUGUGAAAUAAACAAUAUUCCUAUGGUUAUUGGUGGUGAUGUUAACGCUCACCACCUAUCAUGGGGCAGUUCUGAUACCAAUCCUAGAGGAGAAAAACUCAUGGAACUUAUAAUGAAUACCAACCUAACUUGGGUAAACAGGGAUAAUCGCUCCACCUUUGUCAACAGAAGAAGAGAAGAAGUCAUUGACCUCACAUUAACUUCUGAUAUUUACAACCUUAUUGAGAAUUGGCAU
Stegodyphus dumicola is the source of this 606-nucleotide messenger RNA. RefSeq lists its product as uncharacterized. NCBI's taxonomy places the organism in Eukaryota, Metazoa, Arthropoda, Arachnida, Araneae, Eresidae. The record is from RefSeq and is a predicted model, not a curated record.